Harmonia axyridis is the source of this 1627-nucleotide messenger RNA. RefSeq lists its product as uncharacterized. Bases 150 to 1289 code for a protein of 379 amino acids. The transcript has 2 exons. The record is from RefSeq and is a predicted model, not a curated record. Lineage: Eukaryota; Metazoa; Arthropoda; Insecta; Coleoptera; Coccinellidae.
UAGAUAAUAUAAAAAAUGUAAUCCUCCCAGAUAGUUAUAUUCUGGUUUCUCUCGAUGUAACAUCUUUAUACACAAAUAUACCUAUUGAUCUUGCCAUUACAUUAAUAGAGAAAAAGUGGAAUCAAAUCGAGCCACAUACAACCCUAUCAAUGCAAGAAUUCUUACAACUUUUCAAUUUUUGUGUUGAAAAUAGUUUCUUUAUCUUUAACAACAAAUACUAUAAACAGAUUUUUGGACUUGGAAUGGGGAACUGUCUUGCUCCUGUGGUGGCUGACAUUGUUAUGGUGGAAAUUCAAAAGAUUGCUCUAGGCCGACUUUCCUUCUGCACACCUAUUUUUAAGAGAUACGUGGAUGAUAUCUGCACGUCGAUACCAGCCGAUAAGGCAGAUGAGACCAUCACUGUGUUUAACAGCGUACAUUCACGAUUAAAAUUCACCAUUGAAAUCGAAUCACAGGAGGGCACCUUACCUUUUCUGGACGUUUUGCUGAUAAGACGCAGUAAUGAAAUAAAAUAUAAUUGGUAUCGAAAACCUACUUUUUCAGGCAGAGUUUUAAAUUUUAAUUCAAAACACACUAUCACACAGAAAAUUAAUAUUGUUAACAAUUUGAAAAAUAGAGCUUUGAAACUGUCAUCUCCAGAAUUUCACCAAGAUAACUUGAACCAAAUAAAAUCUAUUUUACAGAAAAAUGACUAUCCCACCAAGAUUAUUGAAGAAAUUAUUUACAGAAGAAAUCGAGAACGGAUUCAAGACGAAAUAAUCGAAAACAAAAAAUUUUACGCCUUGACUUACGUUGAAGGUUUAUCUGAGCAGAUCAAAAGAAUUAUUUCAUCGCUUGAUGUCGACAUAGCUUUUCGAUCUGAUAACACAAACAGAAAGCUUUUCUCAAGGUUAAAGAGUACAACUCAAAAAGAAUUGUUGAGUAAUGUUAUCUACAAGAUUUGUUGCAGGGAUUGUCAAUCUACAUAUAUAGGGCAAACAGGUCGAUAUCUUAAAGACAGAAUCUCUGAACAUAAGAGAGAUUCCCUUAACAUACUCAACCCUCUAAAAAAGAAAAAGGAGAACAACACCGCUCUAGCUGAACAUGUGUCAAAUUCACUCCAUUCUUUUGAUUUUAACAUCGAUUCAAUAAAAAUAUUAGGACACCAAAAAAUUUUAAAGAAGCGCUUACUACAUGAAAUGAUCUCAAUUAAACAAGAUGAAAAAUCCAUUAACAGGAGAACAGACAUUGAAGGUUUAAAUACGGCCUAUUACUAUCUCAUCAACAAAAUAAAAAGAAAAAUAACUUGAACUAAUUAUUCAAAUUUAAUGUCAAUGUCAUGUAUGUAGAUAUAAACAUUAUUCAUUAUUUACUUAUAACAUAUGUAUUAUCAUAGUGGUCUGUUCCCGUUUUAUCAUUUCGUUCGUUUUAGAUUAUAAUUUGAUGGUGUCAAAAAGUGAUAUUUAUUUCAUAUAUUUCAUGAUUCUGACAAAAAAACCGCAAAUAGACUAGCCCUGAAGAAGAUUUUUGAAUAAAAUCGAAACAUGUCGGCAAUGGUCUGAGAAGUGGUUUUUGUUUCAACAACCUGACCUUCAACCCUGUCAAGAAAUUAGUUCAUCAUUAAAAAAGGUCUCAAACCAAUAACUCA